Messenger RNA from Macrosiphum euphorbiae (potato aphid), 279 nucleotides. The record is from the annotation of a GenBank genome assembly. Lineage: Eukaryota; Metazoa; Arthropoda; Insecta; Hemiptera; Aphididae.
AUGUUAGGUAACGACAUAAGCCUUUUGUGCACCGGCAAACUAUGGAAAUCACCGCUUUCCGAUGACGGUUUCUGUUCAUUUUCCUGGAGAUCGUCGACAACCGGUAGUAUUAUAUUGGAAGUUGAUUUCAAUCAGAACUCUGGUGCUUUGGCUGCGGGAUUGCGGGAACAAUGUAUGGUAACGACAUUUACCUUUUGUGCACCGUCAGACUAUUUAAAUCGCAAUUAUCUAACGGUUUCGGUCUAUUUUAUCGAAGAUCGUCAAAAACCAGUUGCAUAA